This is a messenger RNA of Exophiala xenobiotica, 1732 nucleotides long. RefSeq lists its product as uncharacterized. The transcript has 2 exons. The record is from RefSeq and is a predicted model, not a curated record. Bases 270 to 1487 code for a protein of 405 amino acids. NCBI's taxonomy places the organism in Eukaryota, Fungi, Ascomycota, Eurotiomycetes, Chaetothyriales, Herpotrichiellaceae.
AUUCGAUCUCCUUUGACGUUAGCGAUUCGGCAUUCCUUGUUCCUGCUUGCUUGACGGCGGAGAGGGUCGCCUCACAUGCUGGCGCCAUCUUCGGUGUCUCCUUCCUCAAACCACUAGUCCGGAUACCUGUCGAUACGAGACCUCCCUUCCUCGUGCCUUCUCCCUUCUGGGCUCCCUCAGCGCAGGAGCUGGUGACGGCUUUCAUCUCCUGCGUCCAUUCUCUGAUUCUCCCUUCUUGUCCAUAGAGUCUAUCACCGCUGCAUCACAUAAUGAGUGCCUCCGAAAGCAUACCUCCCUCUAAUGGCAGCUCCAAGCCCUCGGUAUUGCUCGUGGGCGGUCUUGGAUAUAUCGGUCGCUUCGUAGCAAAGUACAUUCAUUCUCAGCAUCUUGCUUCUAGCGUUCGCAUUGUCGAUAAAGUCCUUCCCCAGCUAGCCCACCUUGCGCCGGAGUUCGACGAACCAUGUUCACCCAAGUUCUUCAUACAGGCUGAUGCCUCGCGCGAGGCUUCCAUGUCGCGCAUAUUCGAUCAUCCUGACGGGCCCGAUGCUACUUGGGACUAUGUCUUCAACCUUGCAGCCGAGACCGCUUGGUCACAAACCCCGGAGAUAUACAGACUGCGCUCAUACCAGGUCAGUGUCACAUUAGCGAAAGAGGCGGCCAAACGUGGGGUCAAAGCUUUUGUCGAGAUAAGCACCGGCAUGGUCUAUGCUCCUCAUCGGACGCCGCGCACGGAACAAGACAAAUUGAAGCCGUGGCUGAAGAUUGCUAAGGUCAAGUUGGAAGCCGAACAAGAGCUGGCAAGAAUACCAGGACUGAAUCUAGUCAUUCUGCGUCCGGCGCACGUCUACGGAGAGUAUGACUCCAAGUUCAUCGCGAAAGCCUUGUGUAUGGCGCGGGUCUACCAGGAACAAGACAAGGAACUCAAGUGGCUGUGGACUGAAGACUUGAAGAUCAAUACUGUCCAUGUCGAGGACGUCGCAAGAGCGUUGUGGGCAGCCGCCAAAUGGCUGUCGACCAAUUCAACUAUACCCGCCUCUUCCCCCACGACCAGCAGAAGAUCGACGUUGGGCUCCAAAGGCGAAGACGGGCCUGGUAACAAUGUACCCGUUUUCAACAUUGUCGAUCAUGGUCAGACGAGUCAGGGCGACCUUGCUGAUAUAGUUUCAAAGGUGUUCGGCAUCAAGACUGGGUUUCAAGGGUCCUUGAUCUCGCAAUUCGCAAGAAUGAAUCUUGACCAUGUCGUUGACGACCUCAAUGAAGACAUUUUACAACCCUGGGCUGAAAUGCUGGAACAAAAGGGCAUUACCAAGCCUGGCCCCUUGACUCCGUUUCUGGAGAAAGAGUUGCUUAAGGACGCAGACCUCAGCCUCGACGGCAGUCUUUUCGAGAGGGUCACCGAUUUCAAGUAUGAACGAGCGGGCGGCUUGACCGUCGAGGGCAUUAAGGAGAUGAUAGCCAGCUACGAGAGGAUGGGUUGGUGGCCUUGAAAUCGGCUGUGUGGUUUCCCUUCUGUUUGAAGCCUCUCUUUCCCUUCGUUAUGCAAUCGGGUUGUGAAAAAACCUGGCCGACCACAUAUGUUGGAGGCGGAUCAUUAUUGUACUUAUUCGCUAUUCUGACGGUUUAUACGACUGCGGUCACCAGUCCGCACAAGAACUUGCGUUGCACGAGCAUAGCGAAACAGGAGUUUUUGGAAUUCAAUAGUUGUUAUUCGGAAUAACAUACAUCUUGUCAA